AUGAGCUUACAAGUUCCUUCGGUUGUGCGUUUUCAUAUUCGUUUAUUUCAAUUGAUCGGUUGUUUCGACGUUUCCUUGCAUACCCAGCCGAGAGAGCAAAGACUCGCCGAACAACGUUUAGUGGCAUGGACCGUUCUAAUCUUACUAAUCUUCACCUUAACCAUUGUGAAUACCUUCGUACAUCCGUCGGCAUUUCUUUUCACAAGUGAAAGUUUCGGUUAUUUCGUUGAUGCCCUGAAGGUGUGCAUGGCCCAUGUGGCCGUCACGAUUAUCUAUCUGGAGACCAUUGCUCGUCGUCAUGCGCUACGUAAUUUCUGGCAAAGAUUUGCUAUGCUAAAUGUGGAGCUAAGCAAAAAUGAAAAAUAUCUGCCUGCUGAGGAGAGUGAUUGGCGUACACAAAUACGUGCUUACAAUUUAUUUAUCUAUAUUUUUUAUGGCAUAACGGUAUUUGAUUUGAUACUGCAAAUUAUCUACUACAACUUACGUGAGGAAAACGAACAUUUAUUACAAUUUUUGGCCAUGUUCACACCCUACACGUACAUGGUGCAUUUACGGAAUAUGGAAAUCAUUUUCCACAUUGCCAUUAUAAGACAUGAAUUGGAGAAGCUACGCAAAGAUGUUGCCCUACUGGCGGAUUAUACACGAUUUUCACGUCGCGUUGCGCCAUUUGUGGGCUUCGAAUCGUUUGUGCGUCAAAAGUUGGCCGAAAAGCAGUUGACCUUUCAACGUAUCUAUGAAAUGUAUUAUUACUUUCAACAGUCCUUCGGCGUCUCAACGAUUGCCGUACUACUGAUGACUUACACACGCUUGGUGGUGGAUGCCUACUUCAUACUCUAUACGUACCAUCAAAAGAAGGAGCCGGAGUUUAUAGGUAGUAAAGAGUAUAUGCUCUCUAUACUGAAAAAAAACUUAUUUUGA
This is a messenger RNA of Ceratitis capitata (Mediterranean fruit fly), 918 nucleotides long. Its product is annotated as gustatory receptor 8a-like. The record is from RefSeq and is a predicted model, not a curated record. The coding region runs from base 1 to 918 and encodes 305 amino acids. Gene Ontology annotation, cellular component: membrane. Gene Ontology annotation, biological process: sensory perception of taste. The transcript has a single exon. Lineage: Eukaryota; Metazoa; Arthropoda; Insecta; Diptera; Tephritidae.